This is a messenger RNA of Acaulospora morrowiae, 2433 nucleotides long. NCBI's taxonomy places the organism in Eukaryota, Fungi, Glomeromycota, Glomeromycetes, Diversisporales, Acaulosporaceae. The record is from the annotation of a GenBank genome assembly.
AUGCCGCAAAAAAAUAAAGGUACUUCACCACCCGAGUGCCUGGUGGUGGUGGUUGUCGACGGGACUUUUCGACUAGAAAACCAUUCUGAAACCAUUUUUAAAGCUUACCUAGAGUCAAUACUUAAGCAUUUAAAGUCUCCAUAUGUAGAGGAUAAAGAGAGAAAAGAAAAAAUUUGGCCCAAUUUGAGGUGUGGUCUCGUUACUUUUGGACAUUAUGAACCAUAUUCACCUAUACCCGUCAAGUCACAUUACUUUGAGAGCUUAUCACAGUUUGAAGAACUUAUAACGGGGAUAGAGUUUGCUAAUGGAGGGAUGUACGAGAAUGCGGUGGCAGAGGGUUUGGUUUCAGCACUUGAAAUGUUCGAUUUGCAUACAUCGCAGAUGGAGUCCGACGCACCACAGCCGAAAAGGCAUUGCGUUUUAAUAUCCAAUAGUCAUCCGUGUCCAGAUCCCGUUCAUCGAAAUAUAAGUAGUAAAUACGAUGAUUACACCAUUGAGCAAGUAGCCGAAGAGAUGCAUAAACAAAGUAUUUACCUCUCAUUAAUCACUCCAGAAAAGGGCUUUGACGAAUUAGAAAAUCUAGUUGAAAUGGUUAAUCGAAACAUUGAAGUUCAUGAUGCUCCUGAUGUAAUAGAUUCUUCGCAUGUCGUGAAGUUGGCAAAUUUCAAAGUACCUUUUUCACAGCCCACUGAAGUGAUGGCGGAAAAAAAAAGGAAACGCGAGGACUCCACGCCCAUAAGUGAUUCGCACACUAGUGAACAGCCGACAUCUACGAGCUCGGCAAGUUCUUCGCCGGAAAGCAAAAAGGUCAAACUCGAAAAUGUUGAUGAGCAAUCAAGAGAGCAAGUUCAAAGCGUUUCUGCUAGUCGACCGUCGGAGGUUGCUUCGGACACGAAAAAACAGGUUUCUUCACCAGUCUUACCCGUUCAGCAACCACCCAGCAAUCCAUCCGGUAGUAAAUCACAAGUAAGUAGUCCCAAGGUUCCACGGUCCUCGCCCGUCGUGUCGAAUGUAGCUCCCGCUUCGGCGAUAUCAACUGUUACCGUCAACCAAAUACAACAACAGCAACAAUCACCUAUGAAGGUUCCACAACAGAUACCCCAACAAACCGUCUCUGCUCAACUUGCUAACUCGUUGUCAUCUGCAGUGGGUGGUGCGCGACCUGUGCCGCAAAAUGUGUUGCAUUUUAUGAAUGCUCAACAACUCAUCCAGAAAAACAAAUUAUUACAGCAUGAAUUACUAGCGAGUCAGCAAAAUCUUGUGGAUGUUUUGAGACGUCAACAAUUUGUGAACUCUGGAGGGAUUGGUCCAAGUUACACGACUACCACUUCGCCGAUUGGCACUGAUACACAGUCUCUCAACAGUUAUGCUACCUCACCAUCUUUGGGUUCCGUUGUGAACGCACAAAAUAUUGGUGGCUUUAAUCCGUCUGGUUCAUCUUCUCAACCAGUUCUUGCAUUCCCGCCUACAACGUUAAAUGCACGAAUUCCAACGACUUCAGCGACGGUUGGGAUGUCUUCUUUGUCAGCAGCUCCUAACGGUAUAAUAACCACCAAUCCGGCGGUCAAUAGUUCGAUAGGUAUAAAUAAUGUGACAAGUUCGGCCGCCUCAGCGGCUGGUGUCAACGCAAACCAGAUACGACCGAACAUACCUAAAACACUUAACGCCCUGUGGAGUGGUUAUAUUGCAUGGGCAACAGGUGGUCAACAGAAUGGAUUCAAACGUGAACUCACCUGCCAUGUGACCGCUUUCCCCCAUCCAAAUAGGAGGACUGGUCCUUCUUCGCUGAAUGAUUAUAUGACGCAUGUUUGGCCCGAAAAAAUGGAAAUAUCUAGCAUAAACCACGCUAAAGAUUUCAUAAAAGAUGCCGGGAAUAAUCCGAAACUGCAUGUUGUUUCGUUUUUACCGACCCCAUCGUCCGCAGCCUCAACGGAUAAUCAAAAUACGUUUACAGUUUUGAUGCGUAUUUUAGAGAGUAAAAAAUUGGCCGCCUUUGCGCGCUUCCCAAAUGCACCUAAUUCUAACGGCGGCGUAGUUUUAUUUACGAAUGGGCCUAAACUUGUUGGUCUACUUUUCCUGGAUUCACCACUGCCGACAAGUUUAACUUCCCAGCAACAACUGUUGCAAUCGACUAUACUACAACAACAGCAAGCGCUUCAAGCACUUCAACAGCAAUUACAGCAGCAACCGGGUCUGCAACAGAUGCUUCAGCAGCGAAGAGUUAAUCCACAAAUGCAGGUUGCAAGAUUACCUACACAACAAACUCCACAGACGAUGGCCCAACAACAAAUGAUGCUUCAGAGGCAGAUGCACUUGUCAUCACUCUUCCAGACCGCAUCGAGUUCCAAUCCAAGAAUGGACGGCCAAGACCUCGUGCAUUAUGUUAAACAACAACGACAGCAAACCCAGCAGCAGCAACAACCUACUCAGUAA